CUCCUCUACCGACGUGGUGUCCCAGUGUCCCUGCUGGUCCUUCCGUCGAUGUGCAAUGCGCCCCUGUCCAAACCUGCAACAAUCAACGCACCUGUGACGCGCAAUGUGUGCUAGUGGCGGCGGUCGCGAACAUGGUGUGAUCAUUCAGUGCCUAACCAAGUAACUUAGGAAUUCCGGUCAAACAGACACUAUGGGAGAACAGGCCUCAUCGUAACGAUGGACUGGGAAUGGGCAUACGCCGGCGUGAACACCACAGUGCCACGGAACGCAGGUCCCGAAUGCGCGGACUUCCUGAACCGUCGCUGGAGGUACGUGGACACCUUCUUCGUACUCCUCCUAACCUGGCAGCUGUUCAAAUGGGGAUGGGCACGCAUCCGUCUGCCCAUGGCCGCUGGCUACGUGAGAAGGGACAGAGGAGGUCGCCGGGCUCUCCUGGUGCUCAUGUCUGUGGUGUGGGGCAUGGAGAUCGGAUACAAGUUCUCCUCCAGGACUGUGAUAUACUUGUUGAAUCCGUGUCACGUUACGACGGCAAUACAGAUAUAUUUAUUAGCAGCUUCGCCAAGCAGAGCGGUGACUGCUGUUUUCCGUUUUCAUUUGAAUCUUCUCAACGGACCACUGUUAGCUUUCCUUUUCCCUGAGACAGACACCAGACUCCUACCCCUGGAGUCUGCAAUAUAUUGGAUCCAACACGGAAUGAUGUUCGUUGUGCCUUACUAUUUACUACGACUUGGAGGUGUAUAUAAUGUAGAAGAAUUCUCAGACCUCAGCUGGAGCGCUGUUAGCUAUAGUAUUAACUUAGCCUACCAUUUUGUUAUAUUACAAGGUGUUGGGAUACCAACGCAAGUGAAUCUGAACCACAUGCUUUGCCCAGCCCUGAUGGACCCGUUUGAUGGCCAGUUGUACAGGGUGUACGCUGUGGUUCACCAGGCCGUGCUCUGCCCCAGCCUGUGUAAGCUCUACUGCGCAGUCUCAGCCUUCUUCCUCACAAAGUUCAAACCCACCAAGGUCAAGAAGACGUUGUGCUGCGAAGUAUUCACGCCCAGUUUCAACGGAGACACUCAAGCAGAGUUGAGGAGAAGAUUGCAUGGACAUGAGGAGUAGAGUCGCACACUUCGGGUGGAAAAAGUUGAUGUAGGCUGCUACAGGGUGUUCAAAGCUUUCACUUCCUUCAUGUCAGGAAAGUCUGCUUAAACAAGAAUGUGGUUGAUACAGUUGUUGACCUUAAACAUCACCUUGAGAAUGACCGUCAAGGUCAUUGCGAGAUCGAAUUGAGAAUUUUAAAUAAAACCGUAUCUUGUUGACCCCAACGACGAAAAGAGACGAAAAUUUUACUUUUUGAAAUUACCAUGGCCAUUUGAAGCAGUUUGAAGGUGAACUUGCAAAUUUUCAAUGACUCACAGGUGAAAAUGAUGGAAAAUUGUGUGUUCGGAUGUUACCCUCACCUUGAUCUAUAAAUAUCCUUAGUCAUUAUCAUAGUCAAGGUCAUUCACGAACUUGCAUUUUUUGAACUCCAUUUAAAAUUUUCAUGUUGACUAAAUGACCUCGGUCACUAUUAGUUUGAACGUCAUUUCCUGAGAGAGGAUGGAGAGAAUGCUGAAGCAUUUUGAACACUCUUCAUGAUCAUCAAGAUUUCUCGCUUGAGGGUGGCAAUAACGGUUUUCCCCUGGCCAAUAAAUUGAGGUGUCGGUGUAAAGAUGAGAAUCAGAGAUUGUGUACAUCAUUGAGUAUAUAUGUAUAUGCGUAUACAAUGGUGGAUAUAUACG
Messenger RNA from Acanthoscelides obtectus, 1763 nucleotides. The record is from the annotation of a GenBank genome assembly. NCBI's taxonomy places the organism in Eukaryota, Metazoa, Arthropoda, Insecta, Coleoptera, Chrysomelidae.